Messenger RNA from Phascolarctos cinereus (koala), 4925 nucleotides. The record is from RefSeq and is a predicted model, not a curated record. NCBI's taxonomy places the organism in Eukaryota, Metazoa, Chordata, Mammalia, Diprotodontia, Phascolarctidae.
AUUACUAGCAGAACUUACAACAAGUAGGGCUUGGUGUCAUUCCUCUAUAAAAUUAGCGAAACUUUAUAAGCUGGUAUGUUCACAGGAUCCCAGAUUUAGAACUGGAACGAACCUCAGAGACCAUCGAGUUCAAUCCCUCCCUUUUACAGAUGAGGAAACUGAGGCCCAGUGACCUACCCAAGGUCACAUGGGGAGUAAACAACACAGCGGUAUGUUAAACCUCUAAAGACUCUUCCAGCUCGAAAACUUUUUUUUAAAUAAUUUUUAUUGAUCUCUUUUGUGUUAACAGCGAGUAAAUUUCCCCCUAUCCUUAGAACUUUGAGCUAGCUACACUAUCUAUUAAAGCCUUCUAAUCAGAAGAUUAUGGACGCCAACAAAGGGAAAACUACUGGGCGUGGACAAAACCCCAGAUCCGUCACUGAGUCGGCAAGCGGUGAGUUGAACCUGCCCUUCCAGUCCUUGGCCAUCUGGGGUAGGCGUUCUUACCCCAGUGCUAAGUCUGGGAUCCUGGAAGGCUCGUAAGCCGGCGAACUGUGUAAAAUCUUUGCAAUGAGUUGCAGUCCAAGUUCUGAGGAGUGGGCGCAGUAGGCACCCUCUUGGGUUCGCUGUCGGCCAGAUAGCGCACUGGUCAGAACCUCACUUUCACUUUAGGAUUCUGGAGCUCCGGAGCCGCAGUUUUGAGGGCGAGACGGUCUCCAGGGCGUGUAGCUGUGGCAACUGUUGCAUUAGGAAUUACAAACUGUGCUGUUUCUGCGUGUCCCCUGUGGCACAGCUCGGUGGCCGAUAGCAGAGCGCUGGAUGCCCAAGCCACGCGCCCCGAACCAGAGCUGAGGAGCAGCAAAGGAUAGAGCCAUGAUGUAGAAGACCAAACCCAGGCUUUUUCAAACUUCAUUAUUACGGUUAGUUAUGCAGACUGUGGAGGUUUGGGAAGAGAAGUUUACUCUGUCAUCUGCAAAAGCCUUUCAACUGUGGAUAGUUCCACUGGUGACUAAAGCCUUCCAUUCUGGGAGAUCAGCUUCUACCACUGGGUAGUAUGAAACCUCCAUGUUGGAAAGAUUCACAAGACUGAAAGAUGCAAUUAAAGAUGACCUUGAAAGCAGCAUGGUUUCUUCUUGAAAAGAGCUAAAUCCAUAUAGCCCCAAUACAGCCUUGCCUUGGAAUGACAGUGUGUAAGACAUCGGCUCAAAUCAUUCAUCAGAUUGAAGAGGAAUUAGAUGAAGAUGAAAAGGAGGUGAUUCUCUUCCUGUGCCGUGAUCUUGCCCCAGACUUAGUCACAAAGUUGGACUUACGGAAUCUUCUGUGCACCUUGAAUGAGAAGGGGAAGCUGUCUCCUGCUGGUCUGGCAGAAUUGCUGUACAGAGUAAGGAGAUUUGACCUGCUGAAGAAGAUAAUGAAAACAGACAGAGCCUCUGUGGAAGCCACCCUGGUCAAGUGCCCACAACUGGUUUCUGGCUACAGGGUGCUGAUGACACAACUUAGUGAAGAUAUGGACAAAUCAGAAGUGACUUCAUUCAGUUUUCUCCUAAGAGAUUACAUGGGAGGAGGGAAGACACACAAAAACAAGAGUUUCUUAGAUGUUGUUAUUGACCUAGAGAAGGUAAACUUGAUUGCUCCUGACAAGUUAGAUUUACUGGAAAAAUGUCUGAAGAACAUUCACAGGAUAGAUCUGAAGAAAAAAAUUCAGAAAUAUAAACAGUCAGCUUUGGGAGCAAACUAUGUAAAUGGAAUCCAGGCUUCCCUACCAAGUGUAGGUCUGAUGAAUUCUGGUUACACCUUGGAGCUCAAGAAUGGGACGAGUAAGGAGAAAACACCGAUCUUUGGACAGCAUGGAAUUUCAACAGAACCAGUUAAAACAUCCAUUCAGGAAUCUGAAAAAUCCUUGCCUCAGGUGACUGGUGAGGAAUACAGACUAAAGAGUCAGCCAUUGGGAAUCUGUUUAAUAAUUGAUUGCAUUGGCAAUGAUUGUGAUCCACUUAAAGACACAUUUAUUUCCCUGGGUUUUGAUGUUCAGUAUUCCAAAUACCUGAGCACAGAAGAAAUCCACCAGACUCUUUAUCAAGUUUCCUGCCUUUCCAAGCACCAAGAUUAUGACAUCUUUGUAUGUAUUCUGAUCAGCCGAGGUGACUCUGAGAACAUUUUUGGGAUAGACCAGCCUUGCUCAGGAUUCCCUCUGCAUCAGAUCAGGAAGUUUUUCACUGGGGAUGCUUGCCCUUUGCUUUUAGGGAAACCAAAACUCUUUUUCAUCCAUAACUAUGUGGUACCAGAGGACCACAAGGAGCCAAACAGUCUCUUAGAAGUGGAUGGUGGGGGUUGCAAAGUGUCUUAUAAUGGAUGGAGACCCAGGAACUCUACUAUUCAUCAAGAAGCCGACAUCUUUUGGAGUUUGUGCAAGGUGAAUGUUUCUGUGCUGGAGAAGUCUCCCAGUUCACCAUCCUUCUACCUGCGUUGCCUCUCACAGCUCCUGCAUCAGCCUAAGGAGAGAAGAUGCUCGCUUUUGAAUCUCCACAUCGAUCUCAACAACAAAAUCUAUGACUGGAACAGCAGAGUGGCCCCCGAAGAGCAGUACUCUAUCGUAUCCGAGCAUACUCUGAGGAAGAGUAUUUUUCUUUCCUACGGAUGAAGGGAAAAAAAAAGAGCUACCACGAUCCAUGUUCAGAGAUAGGACCUCCACGUCAUCUGUGUGUAGUUUUCUUCAGUGUCUUGUAUGUGUGUAUGUUGGUGUGGUUGCUGUGGGAUGAGGUCUUGGUCCUUGGGGAAGUGCCAUAUUGAAGGUAUAGAAAUAGGGCCUUUGAAUACUAAGUGGUGUUUUAUCAUAUGAAACCAGAGAAUAGAAAACUAAGGAAUAAGCAAUGCAAAUGUGAAGUAUGGUCUCCUUCAGUCUUCAUUGCUUAUCCAGUGUCCUAGGGAAUGAUGGCACCACAUUCUACUGCUAACUAGUGGUGACUUUUCUUUCGUUUUAGGAACUAGAUGUAGUCUAAAGCCCUAAAGCUGGAAUGUCUAAUUGUUUUUGUCUUUUCUAGGGAAAGUACUUAUCAAUUGAGGGUUUGCCUGGUGUGUUUGCAGGCUAUAUCUAUGUCUGUAUCUUUGUACAAGGGUUGCAAACCACCUGCAGAAGGGAUGGAAGAAGGAUCUUCUGUUCCGGCAGCCUUUUACUAUAUCAGUAAGCUCAGAAAGGAGUGCAUCAAUAAUUAUGCUCUUGUUUCUUUUUAUUCAUGUAAAUAUAAUCUCAGGAUUAUAUGACCCACUGACUCAUCUUCAGGCACUCUUGAGAAACCAAAAUAAAACCCGUUUAUAGUCAUUUUUUUAAAAAGGUGUUGCAGCAGAGAUGCAUUACAUUUAACUUGUCAAGAUAGUUACAGAAAGUGUACUCUUUAAUAUUUAUUUAUGCUCUUUUUUAGCUUUAUGUAAUUUCCCACAAUUAAUCACAUAUUAAGUACCUAUUAUAUGCCUAGCUCUUUGGAAGCCUCGAGCAAAGUAGAUCUUGAAAACAUGUAAUGGUUCUAAACAAUGGUAUUGGUGAGGAGGGGCAGUUGCAAAGUGGUAAGGAGAAUAAAACCUCAAACUAAAGCAAUUUAGACAUUUAUUAAAUCAUCAGGCAGAGGGGGAGAGCUGUAAAGGAGUGGCUCACUCGCUUUUAGUGUCUGUAAGUUACACAUCAUAUAGGAUUCAAACAAAGGAAACAGCAGGUGAUUGACCAUCCCAGAUAAGCUAUGUGAGUUACUUGAGAUGAGAGAAAACGCCUCACAUUUCAUGCAUCGGUCUUCAGAGCUGACUGGGUUUCUGCUUAGCAUAAUCUAGACCCUGAAUUAAACUUUCAACAAAUCUGGUCUCCAAAUGGCAGUUCUCAUUUCUCAGCCACCCAGGGCUAGGUUCAAACCAUGUAAUAAAGUUUUCCCACAGUGGCAAAUUUGAGCUUGAUGUAAGGGGGAAAAAUUCCCUAACAGUGAUUUAUUGCCAAAUGGAAAGUGGGAGGGAAUGGAUUCCCCAUCAGUGAUGGUCUUCAAAUAAUAACUCAGGUAUAUUGUGCAGGGGUUCAUUUUUAUUUGUGAGUUGUACUGAGGGCCUCUGAAGUCCCUUUGCCAACUCUGCAUUUUGCCAUUCUAGGUGAUUCCUUCUUUGUACUGAACAUUGAAUUCCAAACUUUGUUCGCUUUUUUUUGUAGGAGGUACAUAUAUGCUAAGUGCCAUUGCAUUACUGAAUCUGAGAGAUAGAAAGUGUUCUCACUUCUUAUCAUGAACCAGGACCAUGGUACACUGGCUCCCAGCCAGCUUUCUUGCCUCUCUAAGUCAUACCAUUGGGACGUUAGUGAAAUUCAGACAAGAGAUCUGCACUCAGAGCCCAUUGAUCCUGGAACCCUAAACCAGGGAUCCCCAACCCCAGCACUUGUUGGAAAGUUCACCCGAGGCCCAGUUUUCUCUAGCUGGUGAUGAACUUGCAGGUCUGCUUCUCAGGCCCUACAUGUCAAGGAGAAAAACAGUCUGGUGGUAGAGAAAAUAUUAUUUGGAGGACACAGCUGAACCAACCUUCAAAAAAUGUUAUUGUCAGUAUUUUUCCAUGAGCAGCCUCCCUUAAGGGGAAACUGUCAUGAUGGCUUUAAAACUAUCAGUCCUAAUCUUAUAACAAUGGUUUCCAUGUAUAGAUUCUAUAAGCUACAACCUUCCUUAAGGAGAAACUGUCAUGGUUGUCUAGACCACCAUGCCUAAUCUUAUAAUGAAGGUACAGAAGCAGGGUUGUAAAUGAGGAAACUUUGCCACUGAGAGAGUUGACUGUAGACUCUUUCUUGGGAAUCAACACCCCUCCUCUCCUCUACCACUACCUUGCAUCCUUUCCUGACCUGUUCUUGCUGUGAGCACUUUUUUUUUUCAGCCAAAGAUAAGGUUUAUUAGAACAUCUGUCAUAUUGGGCAGACUCUUAAGAAAUAUGGA